Molecule: messenger RNA, 1186 nt
Organism: Zootermopsis nevadensis
Lineage: Eukaryota; Metazoa; Arthropoda; Insecta; Blattodea; Termopsidae
Source: RefSeq, a predicted model, not a curated record
AAGUAGUGCUUGUAAAUAAAUGAUGUGGCUAUUCCACACAAAAUUUCAACUCUUUCUGAUUAUUUUUGGCAGAGAUAAAAAAUAUAGGCAAAACUUGUUCAGUGACCCUCAUAAGGCCACAGAAUGAUCAGACAGGUUAGGCGGACUGUGUGGCCGUGGGCUCUCGACUAUCACCUGUUUUCUCCAACUUCUUCAUGGAGUACUUCGAAGAAACAGCUCUGGAAUGUACAACCCAUAGCCCCCUCUGCUGGUUUCACUAUGUAGACGACACAUUUGUGAUCUGGCCUUACUGUCCAGGUAAGCUGUUGGAGUUCCUUGACCACCUAAAUAGUGUCCAUGUAGAGACCAAAAAGGAAGGUCAUCUUUCCUUCCUUUAUAUUGACAUAUACUACAAACCUGAUGGCUCACUGGGUCGCAAGGUUUAUCACAAAGCUACCCAUGUUAACCUCUACCUCAACUUCAAAUUCCACCACAUCCAUCAAACCAACAGGCUGUACUCUCCACACUGGAUCAAAGGGGCAGGUCCCUUUGUGACCAAGAAAGACUGCAUAGUCAACUGGAGCUCCACAUCCAGCUGGAUCAACCAGAUAGAUCCGCUGUUGACGAACAAAGCUUCAACCUGGGCCACCACAUUCAGUGCUGCCCACCAAAUUCAGAUACAUGGACUCGACGAUGAGGGAGGCCAUCGAGUUCAAGCUGCAUCCCUCCUCAUCAUGUCCACCAACCUCCCCAUGUAUGGUGAUCCACAUACUUGACCCCAAGGGGCCCUUAUAAGGACAUAAUCAUAUACUUUGUGUUUUCUGCAUUUAUUUCUAGGCCAACAUUCAUACCAGCCCUUAAGAGUGUUUCUUUGUGUGCUUGUAGAGUAUUUAUAUUAUCGCCCAACAGAUUAAUAUCAUCAGCAUAAACCAAAAGUUGAUGUUUCCCAUUCAAUUCCAAACUGCCCCGAUUUUCCUGAUGGCAUAUUUGAAGGCAAAAUUGAAAAACAGCAGCUACAGAGCAUCUCCCUGUUUUAGGCCAUUCUGAAUAGGAGAUGUAUCAAAUGUUUAUUUACACGAAUUUUGCUAUAGGUUUCAUUUAAAGAGUUUUUAAUUAACGCGAUUAGCUUGUUAUGUACACCAAAUUCAAGCAAAGUAUUUUAAAGUGCUUCUCUUUUAACUGAAUAAAUAGGCUCACUUGAAGUUUA